Molecule: messenger RNA, 924 nt
Organism: Rhopalosiphum maidis (corn leaf aphid)
Lineage: Eukaryota; Metazoa; Arthropoda; Insecta; Hemiptera; Aphididae
Product: dopamine N-acetyltransferase-like
Exons: 4
Coding region: 150-830 (226 amino acids)
Molecular function (GO): N-acetyltransferase activity
Source: RefSeq, a predicted model, not a curated record
CUUUAAGUACCUACCUUAAUUUUUAGUAACUAUUUACUAUUGUAUGAAAUAUAAGUGAACAAUUGUUCGAUGAAAUUAUACACCAGUCACGCAUUAAUGCGAAAUAUCAUUAACUGAAUGGAAAUAGUGUUGAAACAUUGAGAAACAAUAUGGAUGCAACUGAAAUAAAAAACAACAAAGUUUCUUUUAACGUAGUGCCCAUCACAGAUAAUGAUAAAGAAACUUUGAAGAAUUUCUUAAGACAGUAUUUUUUUCGUGACGAACCUUUAUCCGCGAGCUUAAACUUGAUAGAAGAAGAAGAAUCAGUAAUACAAUUUGAAAACUUUUGCAUUGAUUUAUUACAAUUUGGAGUAUCGUUUAUGGCAGUAUCUGCAGAAACAGGUGAUAUAAUAGGUGCCGUGUUGAAUAGUACAGUGUGCAGAGGUGACAAAAUAAAACAUUACAGUGACAAGAAUAAUGAUAAAAGUUUAAAAUAUAAUGAAAUCAUGAUUAUCUUAGAAAAGGCUGAACGAGAUAUUGAUUUUUUUGGCCAGUAUCCAAAUAUAGAACGUUUAAUGAAGUUAGAGAUUAUUACAGUAAAUGAAGCAUACAGAGGACAAGGGAUUUGCAAAGCCCUCGUUAAAAAAUCUAAAGAGUUGGCAUUGAAGUUAGGAUAUCAAAUGAUUAGUGUGGAGUGCAGCAGUAAAUUCACUAAAAUGGCUGUUGAAAGAUUUGGAUUUCAAUGUAUAUAUUCGAUAUCUUAUUCAGAUUACGUGAACAAGCAAGGCGAGGUGGUGUUCAAGACACAGCCUCCUCAUAAAUACUUUAAAGUCCAUGCAUUACUUCUUUAAAAUAUUUUUAAUACCUUAUUAUACACCGGUUAAACCCGAAAAGUAGUGUAUCCAUAACAAUAUACAGAUUAUAGAUUAAACGUUAAAAUAAUUA